This is a messenger RNA of Gossypium raimondii (Peruvian cotton), 2888 nucleotides long. Its product is annotated as cation/H(+) antiporter 15. Gene Ontology annotation, cellular component: endomembrane system; membrane. Bases 25 to 2658 code for a protein of 877 amino acids. The record is from RefSeq and is a predicted model, not a curated record. Gene Ontology annotation, molecular function: antiporter activity. Gene Ontology annotation, biological process: proton transmembrane transport; regulation of pH. The transcript has 2 exons. Lineage: Eukaryota; Viridiplantae; Streptophyta; Magnoliopsida; Malvales; Malvaceae.
GGGAUAGAGAGAAGAAGCAACCAAAUGAGCCAUAGCCAAGAAUUCUAUACCAAAGGAAAGUACAAGAUAAUCUAUGGCAUGAGAAACGAAUUUACGAUAUGUUAUAAUGAAACCAAGCCUAUUGUGAACAAUUACUGGCAAUCCGUGAACCCCAUGAUGAAAACGCUUCCCAUCUUUUUGCUGCAACUAAGUGUGGUCAUAGCCAUUGGUCGUGUUUUUAUGAUCGUCCUCAGGCCUCUUCGCCAACCUCGCUUUCUUUCUCAGCUUCUUGCGGGGGUUCUGCUAGGCCCGGGUGCGCUGGGAAUAUCGGGCAGGGUAGCUAAUGAUCUUACUCCUUUUGAAGGGAGCAUGUUUCUGGAGACAAUGGCCAACCUUGGGGUAACAUUCUAUAUGUUCCUCGUGGGGCUGGAGAUGGACUUGACCCCAAUUCAAAAAAUGGGAAAAACGGCCUUGAGCGUUGCCAUUUCUGGUAUGCUUUUGCCCCUGGCUGCAGGAGUGGGAUUACAUUCCAUGGCGCUGCAACGACAAACCGUACGCGCACCAGAGAUGGGGGCAUACUUCUGGUCCAUUGCCCUUACCCUAACAAGCUUUCCCGACUUAGCUCGAAUGCUUUCAGACCUGAAGCUCAUGUAUACGGAUCUUGGUAAAACUGCCUUGACAGCAGCCGUUGUCAAUGAUCUCUCAUGUUGGUGUCUUCUGGUGGUAGCUGUAAGUUUAAUCAAUGGGGAAAAGGAGUUGUAUGUGGCGAUCCCAGUGUUGGUGGGCAUGACAAUCUUCUGGUUUUCGUUGCGUCCGUUAAUCCGUAAGAUACUGAGAUAUAUAUCAGCAACCAGCAAAGAAGCAACAACUUCGGAUAAGCACAUAUAUUUCAUUCUAUCAUUGGUGUUCCUGUCUGGAUUUGUGACAGAAUUAUGUGGGGCGCAUUCCAUUUUUGGAGCUUUUAUGUUUGGACUGAUGAUACCCGGAGGAGAGCUAGGGACGACCAUCAUGGACAAAGUUGAAGAGUUCGUAGUGGGGAUUCUGCUGCCCCCUAUAUUCUUGAUUACCGGCACCAGAACCAAUAUCCAGUACAUUUUUGCUGACUAUUCUGUUGGACUGGUCAUCGCAGUUGUACUUCUGGCUUCCUCUGCCAAGAUUAUAAGUGCUCUUCUUGUCUGCCUCUACUUGAAGUGCCCUGUGCGGGAUGGCUUGGCCCUUGGUGUCCUCAUGAACACCAAAGGUGUUCUUGCCCUCAUUAUUCUUAAUGAAGGACGAAACAUGAAGGUGGUUAUAAUUUUUCCUCUUUUUCUUUUAUCAUCUAAGACAGUCAUUAGUUUACUUAUAGGAUCCAUCUCUCUCUCUCUCUCUAUAUAUAUAUAUAAAAUAUUAUUUCAGGGUUUUGACCAACAAACAUUCUCUUGGAUCGUGGUUGCCAUAGCGUUUAUGACCGCCAUUAUUGGCCCGAUUGUGAGUUACACUCACAAGUCUGAAAGGCAUUUAAAGUACAUGGAUAGGCACUUAGAGAAAUGUAAAACAGAAGCACCAAUUCGAAUCCUUGCAUGCGUUCAUUCCACCAGAAAUUUGUCGGCCAUGAUUACCCUCUUGGAGAUUUCAAAUGCUACAAGAAAAUCCCCGGUUACAGUGUUUGCUGUUCAUUUGGUUGAGCUGGCAGGGCGGGCUUCUGCAAUGCUGAUUUUCCAUGAUAAGGAUAAGACGGCUGAAACGGGACACACUUGCAGCCGAGAAAAAGCUGAGGCGGAGCAAAUAGUGAGUGCCUUCGAAUCCUUUGAGGACAACAACCAUGGGGCCACUGUUAAGCCACUAACAGCAGUGUCCCCUUACGCCACCAUGCACGAGGAUGUCAACCAUUUCGCACUAGACAAGAUCGCCAAUAUCAUUCUGAUCCCAUUUCACAGGCGAUCCGAUCCAGUCGGUGGAUGGACGGAAGAAAAUGUUCAGCACAAGCUAGUGAACCAAAAUUUGUUGGCCACUUCACCCUGUUCCAUCGGUUUGCUUGUGGAUCGUGGUCUAUCGAGUUUCGCGGAAUCACAAAAAGACACGCAGCAGGAAUGUCGAAUUGCCAUGUUGUUCGUUGAGGGAACUGAUGAUCGUGAAGCAUUAGCUUAUGCGUGGAGAAUGGCAGGCACUCCAAGCGUAACGCUUUCCGUAAUCCGAUUCGUACCAGGAAAAGAUGGUUCGGAGUUUAUGGAGAACUCAGGAGACAAUGAGGAGGAGCCAGAUAUUUUCACAGCUAUGUUUGAGAGAGAGACGCAGAAGCAGCUUGAUGAUGAUUACAUAAACCAGUUCAGGUUCAAGACAAUGCAUGAUCAAUCUAUAGCUUACGUUGAAAUACAGGUUAAUAGUGGAGACCAGAUUGUAUCGGCCAUAAGUAGUGAGUUCUACGAUUUCGAUUUAUACGUAGUAGGAAGAGGACAUGGUAGCACAUCCCAAUUGACAGCAGGGCUAUCAACCUGGAGUGAAUUCCCUGAACUGGGAGUUAUGGGCGAGACAUUAAUUUCAAUGAAUUUGGAAACUCCAGCCUCAGUUUUGGUAGUGCAGCAAUCUCAUCCUGUAUCAUCUGGAUCAAAGAAGUUCACCUCCAACUCCACCAAGGAUGUUUUUGGAAAUAAGGGGGUACCAGCUUUCGUGAAUCACAGAAAGUCGGUUGAUGGUUUUUGAUCAAAAAUCAUAUGAUGGAAUGACACUCCACUCACUACCCAUUAUCUUCUUCCUUUUGCUGCUGAUUAUAUGAAAAUGAGAAUUCAUGCUUCACAAAGUUUCAAUGGUGGAUACUUCAUACAUUAUUUCUUUUGCAUUUAAUAGUUCAUACCAAAGAUGAAACUAAACAUUUCUGAUUUCUUUCUUUGUUUCCUACUCUUGUACUCCCCCUGAUGUAUCCCUUUCUUUAA